Messenger RNA from Zea mays, 1560 nucleotides. Its product is annotated as NADP-dependent oxidoreductase P2. Lineage: Eukaryota; Viridiplantae; Streptophyta; Magnoliopsida; Poales; Poaceae. Gene Ontology annotation, molecular function: oxidoreductase activity, acting on the CH-CH group of donors, NAD or NADP as acceptor. Bases 221 to 1291 code for a protein of 356 amino acids. The record is from RefSeq and is a predicted model, not a curated record. The transcript is spliced from 4 exons.
CCUCGCACCGUCUUGUUCAGCUGCUCAAGCUCGUAGGAUACAACGGCAACGGGUGACGUCCGUGUAUUUUAGGACGCAUCCGCUAGUGUCGUCCCUCCCAGCAUCCGCAUCCGCGUGACACAAUUGUUCACUUGUUCUUGGUUUCGGUCUUACAGACCGUCACCGGCAGGCAGCAGCCUUGGCGGGUUGGUCUUGUGUCAUUGUUUCCUGGCUGCCAUCAAUGGAGGUGGUGAACAGGUACGUCGCCACCCGGCACCACAUCGAGGGCGCCCCGACGGAGGCCGAUUUUGAGGUGAAGGAGGAGAUGGCGAGGUGGGCGCCGGACUCCGGCGAGGUGCUCGUCAGGAACCUGUACCUGUCCAUCGACCCGUACCAGCUCAACCGCAUGAAGCGGAGCAGCGUGACGCACCUCGCCGUCGAAGGCAUCCUGCCCGGCCAGGCUGCUUCUACUCUAUUAUCUCCGUCUCCGUCCGUGAAGAGGAUCACUACGUACGCGGCCGGCGAGGUAGUGGCGUCGGCGUGUGAGGAGUACAAGGCGGGCGACAAGGUGGCCGGCGUGCUCGGGUGGGAAGACUACACGCUGUUCAAGCCGUCCCCGGCCGUGGUCAUGUCCAAGGUCGCCGACGACGCCGCGGGCUUCCCCCUGUCCCACCACAUCAAUGUGCUGGGCACCAGCGGCAUGACCGCAUACGGUGGCUUCUUCGAGGUGUGCAAGCCGGUGAAGGGGGAGAAGGUGUUCGUGUCGGCGGCGUCGGGCUCCGUCGGCAGCCUCGUCGGCCAGUUCGCCAAGCUCGCCGGCUGCUACGUCGUCGGGUGCGCCGGGACCGCAGCCAAGGUUGAUCUGCUCAAAGGCAAGCUGGGAUUCGACGAUGCUUUCAACUACAAAGAGGAACCUGACCUGAAAUCGGCGCUGAAGAGGUACUUCCCCGACGGCAUCGACAUCUACUUCGAGAACGUGGGCGGGGAGAUGCUGGAGGCGGCGCUGGCCAACAUGAACCCCUACGGCCGGGUGGCGCUCAGCGGCGUCAUCUCCGAGUACACGGGCGGCGCCCGGCGCGCGGUGCCGGACCUGCUGGAGGUGAUCUACAAGCGUAUCACCAUCCGGGGCUUCUUCGCCUACGACUUCUUGUCCAAGUUCGCGGAGUUCAACGCCGUCAUCGGCGGCUGGGUCCGGGACGGCAAGGUCCAGGUGCUCGAGGACGUCUCCGACGGGCUGGAGAGCGUCCCGUCGGCGUUCGCCGCGCUGUUCCGCGGCCAGAACGUUGGCAAGAAGCUCGUUAAGCUGGCGUAGAAAGAACCGUCGUCCGUGGAGGUAGCUAGCAUCCAGGAGCAUGUACGUUCGUCUGUCAUGCAUGCUGGCCGUGCCCGUCAUUCAGCACCUUAGGCUAUCUGGAGCAGCCUCUUUAUACCACUUUCUAAUUUACUCUAUCUAUCUCAUCAUCUAUUUCAAACUCUAAUUUAUCUCCAUUACAAAAUAGUAUUUUGCACAUCUAUACGUGUAUGCUAUGCUCCGCUGGAGAUGGCCUUAGCAAUUCAUUGAAGGGGUGCUUCGAGGCUUUA